UGAGCCCAUUGCUUUCCACUGGAAUCCAGAGGUCUAGAAGGACUGAGACUUGGCUUUCGAUGGAUUCGCCAACGAAGCUUUACCCGUCCUGUGGCCCAGAACCUUCUCAGAUGGCCAGUGAAGAAAAUUCCCAGGGAGGCUCAGCUGCCUCUCAAACCAUCUCUGAAGUAUUAAUAAAGAACCUUAGUCAAUUGACUCUCGACCCUAGUAUCAAACUUCCUUCCCCUCUACCAGAAUAUCCACCCCAACAGCAGGACACAGAGACGAAACCACAGGGACUUGUGGACCGAAUACUCAGCAACAGGAGGAGGGGUGGAGUAAGGACUUUGUUAACUGCUCGGAAAGAAAGGAUGGAAAGGCUGAUGUGGUUUAUUAAAAAUCAUCGCUACUUCAACCAGCGUUCCACGGAUGAAUCCAGAGUAGAAAGAUUUAGAUGUAGAUGUCAUUAUUGCCUGUAUCAUAGACCUCCCGAGGAUACCAGCAUGGAGAAUAAUUAUGACAUGGAGUCUAUGUAAACAUAAACCUUAUUAUAUGGUGUUUUCCUUGCUAGUAAUUUUAGAAUCAUUAUGCAGCACCUUGGGAAGGCUGCUCUAUUAUAGACAAAGUAUAAUAUUUUGAUAAUCUAUAUUAGCUCUGUCUUUUCUACCUUGAUAACAAUAAUUUGUGAGGAAUCCGGUGUUUUGCAUUUGAGUGACCUCAAUAUACUUUAGUUCCACUUUUUGAUAUGACCCAAGGAAGCACUAGUGGGUUUUGAGUGUAGCCUGGGUGUUUGAGAAACCUGAAGUCAUGAAGAUCGGUUAACCUAACGUGGGGCUCCUGGGUGGCUCAGUUGGGUUAAGCAUCCGACUAGAGCUCUGUAGAGUAGGGUUCUGUGCUGGCAGCUGGGAGGCUGGAGCCUGCUUCAGAUUCUGUGUGUGUGUGUGUGUGUGUGUGUGUGUGUGUGUGUGUGUGUAUUUCUCUCUGCCCUUCCCCCACUCGUGCUCUCGAAUAAAAACAUUUAAAAGAAACCCUAACAUCAAAUUGGAAGCCACGUAACUUGUGCAGGGAGGAAUACAUAGAGAAUAUUGGGUGGUUUGGCUGGAGAGCAUAAUUAUAAUUAUGGCAGGGUGCAUAGGCUAGGUUUUCUGGUUUUCAAAAAUUAGAGUUGUAAUAAAAGUUUUUUGUGGUAGUUCAAUUUUCAGUAGCAAAUGUGUAUGCAGAUGAUCUUAUUAAAAUUGAGGCUUAUUUGAAUACGUUUCAAAGAGUCUUGUUUUUUUUAAUGUGUUUUUGCCCGCUGUGUGUUCAGUGAACGAUGACAUUCCUAGAAUGUCCACACUUGGCAUUCUAAUAAUGUGUGAUACUGUCUUGGGAAGGAACUUCACACAUUUGGGUGAGGUUAGGAAGCAAGGACACAUCCUUGUACAUCCAACUUCUGGAAGAGAUCUCAAAGAAAUGGGAGGGAGCUGGAAGGGAAGUGUGGAGCAUGUGUCCCAAAUGCUUUGUUCACUGAAAUGAAUUAGGUACCUAAGCGAAGCUACUAGAGACCUGGGGUGAAGAAAUCUAUGCCAUGCUGAUAAGUACACAGGUAAGGAACAAUAAUCUGGUCUUCAGUAUGGAGUGGAGGCAGAAACAAUGCAUAAACUUGGGAGGAUUGGUUGUAACAUGGCAAGUUCAACAGUGGUAAGAGAGGGAUAUUAAAUAUUAACAUCUCACUGCCAAAUUAGGUCUUCAGAAAUUACUCUAAGAACUAGUCAAACUAUUAUAGCCUACCAACAUGGAUAAGUGUGGGGCUGUCUUGAAGUUUUACCAAACUUGUAAUAAAAUUAAGCAUGUUUUAGU
Molecule: messenger RNA, 1818 nt
Organism: Acinonyx jubatus (cheetah)
Lineage: Eukaryota; Metazoa; Chordata; Mammalia; Carnivora; Felidae
Gene: DPPA3
Product: developmental pluripotency associated 3
Exons: 3
Coding region: 60-515 (151 amino acids)
Biological process (GO): epigenetic programing of female pronucleus
Cellular component (GO): nucleus
Source: RefSeq, a predicted model, not a curated record